Messenger RNA from Amphiprion ocellaris (clown anemonefish), 2198 nucleotides. RefSeq names its product 1-acylglycerol-3-phosphate O-acyltransferase 4 (lysophosphatidic acid acyltransferase, delta) (gene agpat4). NCBI's taxonomy places the organism in Eukaryota, Metazoa, Chordata, Actinopteri, Pomacentridae. The record is from RefSeq and is a predicted model, not a curated record. Gene Ontology annotation, molecular function: 1-acylglycerol-3-phosphate O-acyltransferase activity. Gene Ontology annotation, cellular component: mitochondrial outer membrane; endomembrane system. The transcript is spliced from 9 exons. The coding region runs from base 238 to 1371 and encodes 377 amino acids.
CUCACGCAUGUCUUCAUCCUCCAGUCCAGGCGUGCUGUCAGAUGGGUGUGGUUCCUUAUUCAGGGAAGUUUCGUGUUCCCCCAAGAGUGGAGCGGUGAACACAUGAUGCUGAGUGAAUCGUGAUUGAAAAUCUGACGGACAAGAACUUCAGGUGGCAUGUAAGGGAAGCUGGUGUAUUUUGUUUUGUUUUGUUUUACAUCUUGGAAAGGUUGAAGGAUUGGAGACUGAUCAAGAACCAUGGGCCUCCUGCAGCUGCUGAAAUCCCAGUUCUUGUGCCAACUGAUCAUCUGCUAUGUGUUCCUGGCCAGCGGCCUUAUUGUCAACCUGUUGCAACUCUGCACUUCACCUCUGUGGCUGAUCAAUAAGCAGCUGGCUCGCAGGCUCAACGUCAGACUGGCCUACUGCAUCAGUAGUCAGAUGGUAGCAGCCCUGGAGUGGUGGUCUGGGACAGAAUGCACACUCUACACCGACCCAAAGAGUUAUUCACUGUAUGGAAAUGAGAAUGCCAUUGUGGUUCUCAACCACAUGUUUGAGAUUGACUUCCUGUGUGGCUGGACGUUCUGUGAGCGAUUUGGCGUCCUUGGGAGCUCAAAGGUGUUAGCCAAAAAAGAACUGGCUUAUGUACCAAUUAUUGGCUGGAUGUGGUACUUCCUGGAGAUAGUUUUCUGCAAGCGCAAGUGGGAGGAGGACCGGACGACGGUGGCUCAGAGUCUCCAGAGGCUGCAGGAUUACCCAGAGAACUUUUGGUUCUUGCUUUACUGUGAAGGAACACGGUUCACGCCAAAGAAGCACCAGAUCAGCAUGCAGGUGGCUGAGAGCAAAGGUUUACCCAAACUCAAGUAUCAUCUUUUGCCCAGGACCAAGGGAUUCUGGGUAACUGUCCAAAACCUCAGAGGAACAGCUGCAGCUGUUUAUGACUCCACGCUGAACUUCAGGAACAAUGAAGCGCCAACCUUGCUCGGAAUACUUAAUGGGAAGAAAUAUCAUGCAGAUUUAUAUGUGAGGAGAAUUCCACUGGAGUUGAUCCCAGAGGAUGAGGCAGAGUGUGCUGCUUGGCUACACAAACUUUACCAGGAAAAGGACAGUUUUCAGGAGCACUACACAGAGACGGGGCGUUUUCCUGGUCCCAUAGUGAGCCCUGCUCGUCGACCAUGGUCCUUGAUCAACUGGCUCUUCUGGUCCUGUUUGCUGCUCUAUCCUCUAGCCCUGCUGCUCAUUCAACUGAUCAGCUCUGGAUCAGUUCUUACCAUUGUCGUCUCUGCGGCCAUCUGCUACGCAGCUUCAGCGGGAGUUCGCUGGAUGAUUGGCCAGACUGAGAUCAACAGAGGCUCAAACUAUGGGAAUAAGGAAGUUCCUCUAAACAAAAACUAAGGAUUUCUGACUUACUCAGAGCUGCUUCUUUGCACAGCUACUAAUCUGCAAGUUGCCAGUCUGGCAGGAAUCUGUUGAUCCCACAAGUCCAGACCUGCUUCAGUGCACAGCACAUCAUAGCGUAGCCCCUUCUUAACGCUAGGCUACAGAAGCUCAACAUGUAAGAUCAUGGAAGCGGAUCAUGGUGAACAGAGUCCUUUGCAAAACUGAAAGGACAGGCAAGAUUUUUUUUAAAAAGGCUUUACUACAUUGUACUCCAAUGAGUGUUAAUAUUUGAAUACAACCAAGACAAAUAUGUUUACUGAUAAUUGAAAUAACCAGAUGAAUGAAUGGACUACCUCUGUGAUUGCAAAGUAAUGCUUAAAAGGCAUUUUCACAGUGAAAGAAAAUGAACAUUUCCCUUUUUUUAAAAACACUUUGCUUAAUAAUGUGGUUUGUACAGUAAAUGACCUGAAGUUGUGAUACGAGUCAAGUGUGUGUGGAUGUGAGUUGUGUUCAGCAGCAGUGAAGGCCUCUUUCUCCUCCUAAUUGGCUACACUCCAGUCAAAUGAACAGCUCUUCACAAGCAAAUAGAUUCACUCCGAAAGCCCUCGAAGGCUUCAACUUGAAGUUCUCUCCUCAGCAAGGUAUUUUAAGUACUCUAAGUAUGAGAAUAUUUGUACAGCAGGAACACUUUAAAACAGAUGCUGAAGCAGAGUCUCACCUUGGCUUUAUUGUGCUUGUAGUCGGAAGUCUGCAGGUUAAGAUAAAAAUUGGUGAGUCACUGCUAUGAGUUACAAGUCACUUGCAUGUGGUUUUAAUAAAGAAAUUGAUAUACUGCACUGUUA